This is a messenger RNA of Dicrocoelium dendriticum, 297 nucleotides long. NCBI's taxonomy places the organism in Eukaryota, Metazoa, Platyhelminthes, Trematoda, Plagiorchiida, Dicrocoeliidae. The record is from the annotation of a GenBank genome assembly.
AUGGGAGAUAGCGAAUUAGGAGGGCAGGGGGGGGGGGCCGGACGCCCUUGGCGGUGUGUAGGCGGGCGAGCGGCAGGUGAGGGGGGCGUGUCAGGCGAGGCGGGGGGGGGCAAGGUCGCGUGGGGGGGGGGGGGGGGGGGUAGUUGCGGUUCGGGAGUCGAGCUGGCGGGGGGGGGUGUCUGUUUGCUCAGAGAUGGCAGAUGGUGUCGGAUCAGGGGGGUACGAUACAUUCAGGUGGAGCGGGGGACAUCGAUCAGGGGGUGGGCAAACAGUCGAGGUGGUUGCACUUCUGGAUAG